This is a messenger RNA of Papilio machaon (common yellow swallowtail), 1491 nucleotides long. RefSeq lists its product as uncharacterized. The record is from RefSeq and is a predicted model, not a curated record. The coding region runs from base 37 to 1491 and encodes 484 amino acids. Lineage: Eukaryota; Metazoa; Arthropoda; Insecta; Lepidoptera; Papilionidae. The transcript is spliced from 8 exons.
AAUAAAUAUACAUAUUAAACACUUGUACUAUACAGAAUGUCUUGUGGUAAAAGACCUCUGGUCAAAAAUUGGGACAAGCCUAAAACUCUCAAAGUUAUAAAACCAUCUCGAUAUGAGCAAAACGAAGCCUCCGUCAAAAUGCAUUGGAAGAAUGUUAUACGAAAUUUAGAAGCGUCUUACAAAGAUGAACAGUUUUGGGAAUCACAAUACACAGUGGUUCGUGAUUUACUGGAUCCAAUAAUAUUCCAUAGAAUAACAAAGAUAUUUAAUUUACCAUCGGAAUCUAAGAAAUAUGAACCACCAGACGUCGACGUCACGCCUAUACCUUCGGAACAGUUUUUUGAAAAAUCAGCCACUAUUUUGGAACAACAGGCGCCACCUCGCAGUCGAAUUACCUUUUCUGUAAUCGACUUCCAACGAUCACUUAGCGAGGGAUAUUCGAAGGAGCAGUCGGAUCAUUGGACCGAGACCACUCAUAGGUCGUCUGAGUACAAAAAAAUACGAUCGAAAUCAUCUCUCAGGAGCAAAACAUCAAAACUCUUAAAGACAACCUCCAAAUCAACCACGAGGCUAUUUCCAAAGUUUGCUUCAAAAAUGAGAGUAAAGUCUAAGGACUUGAAUUCACAAGCAUCUACAGAGGAAACACUUCCUGAAUCUGACGAAGACUUAAGAGUACAUCCCAGCGAAAUCGAUGACAAUGUUCCGAUGAAAAUAAAAAAUCCGCAUUUCUAUUUUUUAUACUGUAACGAAAGUGAAGCUGACAUGAUCACGUGGAACUCAAAGUUCAAGCAAAAAGGCUUUGAGGUAUCGGCCUCUGAUCAAUUUAAUAAAAAAGCUGAAAUUGCCACGAAGAAGAUCGCCACUGAAUUUUAUGAAUGGUGGUCUAACCUGGGCACUGGUGAGUAUAAAAGUGAAAUCAAACGUCCGGAAGACAUCGAAGAUCUAUUUCAGGUGUGGUUUGACGAGCAUGCAUCUAGGGGAUUGGUACUUGAUCCUAAAAUUCUUCCUUGUGUUAAUCAAAGUAUUGCUGAUUACGUGGGAGUUCCAAAGGCUUCAUGUCCCAAAGCAUUGAAGAGGCAGAUAAUGUCAGAUAUAAUUGCGGAGAGCAGUCCGGCGCACACAACCGCCUUCGCUACCUGCCUACCGCAACAUAUGAAACACAUUCCUCCAAAGAACAACACCAAGAAGAUCUGGCAAAAUGUUCAGAUACCUGAUGACUUAAAAACCAUGUCCUGUGUUUGGUCCGAAAUACAACAUUUGACUUCCACAAAGACAUUCUACAACUGGUUGAAACAGAGGCCUCAUAUGCCGAUGCCGCCUUGCCUUGAAUCUCUAGACCAGUCUGGAGAAAAGAAACAGUUAUUCGUUGUUCCUUCAGACUUCGUGGUGAAGGAGAAAUCGUCCACAUCUAUUGUACAAGAAUUAGCAUUCCCCGUUUCCGAAUUUACAUUGGAAUUGAAGGAAGAAUUGAGCAAGAUUUUGAACGAAUAG